AUGGUUAAUGAAAGUUUUUGGUGUCCCGCCCCCGAGCCGACAGGUGAAGAGCUUGAAAAGAUAAUUUUCUUGACAUUUCUCCGGAACAUCUUUUCCACGCAAAAUGCUUCUGCGAAUCGAGAGGUGGCACGAAUGGAACGGAAACGACAUCGGUUGUAUCCGCAAAAACGGAAAGGAGACAACUAUGAAGAGUCUGUAGAGGCAUGGGAAGAAGAAAAAGAAGUAGGACCCUUAGUUCACAUCAUUGCAUCUCUGGUGCACUCAGCGGGUGUGCCUUACGCAUCGUCUCUGGAAGAUCAAGACACAGCUGCAUCAGCGGCUUCCUUAGUUAGUGUGGAAGUAGCAACAAGCGGCAAUACACUGCAGCCAGCAACCGAAGUAUCACAUGAACGCGACUCUGCGGAAACCACCAAGGUCACCCAGAAACCACGAAGCGCGCUUGCGACUCUUGUUGAAAGCGCCCGUCUAAAGGAGAAACUACAAAAAAUAGAACACUCUGAAACAAAAACUGAUAUCCUUGAAGAGGUGUCUUUGCAUCAUUCGCCCUGUCGCGGCGCAACAGUCAAUUUCCCGUUUGAAGGUCGUGAUAAUCCACUUGCAUCUAACCAGGGUGGAGAUGAUUUUGGUGUGGCUCUACCUCUUCGAACUUUUACAGAUGAUGGCGGCAAAGACUCUUUACACCCAUCUGAAAAUCCUGUAACGAAACAUCCCUCCCAGAUGUCUCAGGAAGAAUUUCUGCGGCAGUUCAAGCGUGCUCCUCGUCGGGGAGAAAUAGGCUACGAUGCAGAGAGUGUUGCUGCGGCUGAGGCCGUUGGAUAUGUCAUGAGUGGCUCCAGGAAUAAAGAAAAACAGCACUAUGUAGACAGUAUUCAAAGAAAACUUCAUGAAAAAGAAGCUCGAAAACUUCGAUUACAAUUCAGGAAAGUUGAGGAUGAAAGAAGUGAAAAUACAAUGAUUCAAGCCAUCUUGGCAAUGGUGAAUGCAAAGAGGCCAAAUGAAGAUAUCUAG
This is a messenger RNA of Trypanosoma rangeli, 1008 nucleotides long. RefSeq lists its product as uncharacterized. The transcript has a single exon. Gene Ontology annotation, molecular function: chromatin binding. Bases 1 to 1008 code for a protein of 335 amino acids. Gene Ontology annotation, cellular component: nucleus. NCBI's taxonomy places the organism in Eukaryota, Euglenozoa, Kinetoplastea, Trypanosomatida, Trypanosomatidae. Gene Ontology annotation, biological process: regulation of gene expression. The record is from RefSeq and is a predicted model, not a curated record.